Molecule: messenger RNA, 4782 nt
Organism: Zootermopsis nevadensis
Lineage: Eukaryota; Metazoa; Arthropoda; Insecta; Blattodea; Termopsidae
Gene: Prp5
Product: pre-mRNA processing factor 5
Molecular function (GO): RNA helicase activity; nucleic acid binding; ATP binding
Source: RefSeq, a predicted model, not a curated record
UUGUCAUUGCAUUUGAAAUGGUAGAUGAUGGUUCAUCAUGGACGUUGUAGGUGUAAUGGUUUUCAAUAGACUUGCUUUCUAAAUAUAAAGGAACUAUUGAAGGAUUUUACAUCUCAAUUUCUUCGUGUACAAGAUGGUGCGAAGUAGCGGCCAUCAUCGCAAACGUUCUCGCAGCAAGUCUGCCAGUCCAGAAAGAAAGAGGAGUAGGCGGUCACGUAGUCGUGAAAGAGUAAAACCUCGCUACAGGCGCAGCAGAUCACGUGAUCGAGAGCGAGACUUAUCAGACAGGGAUCGCCAUCGUCGUUCUCAUAGCAAAGAUAGAAAACAGAUUGACAGCAAGGAGAGGAGAUCUGCUUCAUCAAAAUCAAAAAGCAAGUCAUUGAAAGAAGGUUCAGGAGCAGAUUCAAAAGAAAGAGAUAAAAAGGAUGCUAAAGGGGAUGAUAAAGCAGAAGAUGAAGCAUUUGAUCCUACAAAUCUUGAUAAAGAAGAAGAACAGAAGAGGCUUGAGCAAGAGAUGCAGAAGAGACGAGAGAGAAUAGAAAGGUGGAGAGCUGAGAGGAAGAAGAAAGAGCUUGAAGUUACAAAGAAAGAAAUAAAGGGAAGCUUGUUAGCUAACUUGCAGCUGCCAAUGAAGAAGUGGACAUUAGAAGAUGACAGUGAUGAAGAAGAAGACAAGCAAGACAAUAAGGAGAACAAGGAUGAAAUUAUAGAGGAGGAGGUUGACCCCCUGGAUGCUUUCAUGCAGGGUGUUCAAGAAGAGGUGAGGAAGGUAAAUAAAAUUGAUGGUAAGAAGACCGAUGGGAAAUCAGGAACUGCUGUCAACACAAACAGUUCUGGUGUUGUUAUAGUGACGGGUGUUGCCAAAAAGAAAGUCGACAAAAAGAAGGGGGAACUGAUUGAGCAGAACCAGGAUGGUUUGGAGUACUCAUCAGAAGAGGAGGAGGAAGAUCUUAAUGUGACAGCAGCUGGAAUUGCCAACAAGCAGAAGAAGGAAUUGGCAAAGGUGGACCAUUCCAAUAUGCAGUACACACCAUUCCGCAAGAACUUCUAUGUUGAAGUGCCUGAGAUAGCACGCAUGACUCCUGAAGAGGUGGAGGCAUACAAGGAGGAACUGGAAGGUAUCCGGGUGAAAGGGAAGGGUUGCCCAAAACCAAUCAAAACAUGGGCACAGUGCGGUGUCAGUAAGAAGGAGCUGGAUGUGUUGAAGAAACAAAACUAUGAGAGACCAACACCAAUCCAGGUACAAGCCAUACCUGCCAUCAUGACAGGGCGAGACUUGAUUGGUAUUGCCAAGACAGGAAGUGGGAAAACGUUGGCCUUCCUUCUGCCUAUGUUGCGGCACAUCAUGGACCAACCACCGCUGGAAGAAAUGGAGGGUCCUAUAGCUGUUAUAAUGACUCCAACCCGUGAGCUGUGUAUGCAGAUUGGGAAGGAGUGCAAGAAGUUCACUAAGUCACUGAAUCUAAGGGCUGUAUGUGUGUAUGGAGGUACUGGGAUAUCUGAACAGAUUGCAGAGCUGAAACGGGGAGCAGAGAUCAUUGUUUGCACUCCUGGUCGAAUGAUUGACCUUCUGGCUGCCAACAGUGGCAGAGUGACCAAUCUGAAGCGUGUGACAUAUGUAGUGCUGGAUGAGGCAGAUCGAAUGUUUGACAUGGGUUUUGAACCUCAGGUGAUGAGAAUUAUUGAAAAUAUCAGACCAGAUCGACAAACUGUAAUGUUUAGUGCAACAUUUCCUCGGCAGAUGGAAGCACUUGCUCGGCGUAUUCUUACCAAACCAAUAGAAAUCCAGGUCGGGGGCCGCAGCGUGGUGUGCAAGGAAGUGGAACAAAAUGUCAUUGUGCUAGAGGAGGAGCAGAAGUUCCUCAAGCUGCUUGAGCUUCUUGGACACUACCAAGGACUGGGCAGCAUCAUAGUGUUCGUGGACAAGCAGGAGAAUGCUGAUAUCCUGCUCAAGGACCUCAUGAAGGCCUCAUAUCAGUGCAUGUCACUUCAUGGAGGCAUUGACCAGUUUGACCGAGACAGUACUAUAGUUGACUUCAAGUCAGGCAAGGUGCGGCUGCUUGUGGCAACUUCAGUUGCUGCUCGUGGUCUUGAUGUCAAACAUCUCAUCCUUGUUGUCAAUUAUGACUGCCCAAAUCAUUAUGAGGAUUAUGUUCAUCGUUGUGGAAGAACUGGCAGGGCUGGCAACAAGGGAUUUGCAUACACAUUUAUCACACCAGAGCAGGAGAGGUACUCAGGCGAUAUUGUACGAGCAUUGGAGUUGUCUCUGGUACCAGUACCUGAUCCUUUAAGGAUACUGUGGGACCGUUAUAAAGCCAAACAAGCUGCUGAGGGCAAGAAAGUUCACACAGGCGGAGGUUUUAGUGGCAAGGGUUUUAAGUUUGAUGAAGCAGAGGCCAUGAUGGUGAGCGAGAAGAAGAAGUUCCAGAAGGCUGCUCUUGGUUUGCAAGACUCUGAUGAUGAGGAUUUGGAGCAUGACAUUGACCAGCAAAUUGAAAACAUGUUGGCACCAAAGAGAAUUGUAAAGGAAAUAAAGGCACCAAUAGGAAUGAACCCAGGAGCUCCAGUAGUGCCAAGUCAGCUGAUCCCAUCAGCAACAGACAAGUUGGAACUGGCUCGUCGUCUUGCUUCACGUAUCAACAUGGCAAAGAACCUUGGAGCAGAGGCUAAGGGAGCCACACAGCAGGCUGCAGAAGCCAUCCUCAAAGGUGGUGGAUCACAGCCUCUCAUCACGGCAAAGACAGUAGCAGAGCAGCUGGCUGCCAAGUUGAAUACCAAACUAAACUAUCAACCUAAAGAGGAGGAUGAUAAAGCAGAAGAAGAACAAGUGGAGACAUUCCGCAAAUAUGAAGAAGAGCUAGAGAUAAAUGACUUCCCUCAACAGGCUAGGUGGAGGGUCACAUCUAAGGAGGCUUUGGCCCAAAUCAGCGAGUAUUCUGAGGCCGGAAUCACUGUUCGUGGUACCUAUUUCACACCAGGAAAACCAGCACCAGAAGGAGAGCGGAAAUUGUACCUUGCUAUUGAAAGUACAAAUGAACUGGCAGUGUCAAAGGCAAAGAUUGAAAUUACACGGCUAAUUAAGGAGGAACUGUUGAAACUACAGAGCUCAGCUCACCAUAUCAUGAACAAGGCACGCUACAAGGUUGUGUAGUGACAUUAUCUUCAAGGAUUUUGGUCCCAUUGACAAUUUUCUGUGUUUCAACAGUAUACAGAACUGGGCUGUACCUUGUAGGAAAGUAAUUCAUUGUCAUUUUUUAUUGCCAAAAAUCCAUGGAUCAGAUUAUGAAGUUCACAGCUGUAACAUAAUAAUUUGUAUAGACAGGGUUUUUAAAGAGAAGAAUAUUAUGAUCGAACUUGAUAUCAUGUUUUCCCAUAUGUGAAAAUGCUAGAAUAAGAAAUAUAGAUAUUCUAAUAUUUUCAUGUGAUUUAUGUAGCAGAAUUAAUAUAGUAAGUAUAACCAUUGACUUUACCAGUUCAGUUCCUUCCAUUCUGCUGCAAUAAAAAAAUGAGGGAAAGUCAAGUUUGGAAGGGGAGAGAAGUUUAUUUUAAAAUGCCCUAUCACUACAAAUUUUGAAAUGAAUAUAGUCUUGCUUUUGCAUCACUUGUGAAUUGUGUCAUGCAGGUUAGUAAUGAUUUCUAUUAUUUAAGCAACUGAAAUCUAGUUUACAUGCUUUACCAUGUUUUUCAUUAGAAAAUGACUUUUUUAGACAUGUUACACAGAAUUGAGAACCGUUUCUUAGCUUCCAGGAAACACCCAUCUCUGAUAUAUUUUACCUAUUCCCAAUUUAUUAGACAUUCUUCACAUUCUAGCAUGAACGAAGUACAUUAUCAGCCUGUCCAUGCCUGUCUAGUUUUUCCAGGAGCCCUCACUUUAGAAAUGAACUCUUUCACCUUUCAAGCAGGAAGAUUGAAGAGACCACAGCUGGAUGCAUUAGAAAUGAAAUAACAGUUUUACACAUAAAUAAAAUUUGAAUCUACUCCAAAUAUAGUAGCCAGUGUCCAUAAUGCUUGACUGUACAAGUGUUCAAUUUGUGUGGUGCAGAAACAUUUGAAGUUAAAUUCUAAUCGUAGCAUCUCUGGUAGCAAGAAAUGCAAAUGAGGUUAUUGUGGCACAUUCAGAGUAGGAGUCUGGAGUCAGGUUGUCUGUUUUGUGUUGGUGCAUUUGACCACCUUGUUCAGAUGCAACUUCGGAAUGAUUUCAUUUCUAUUUUGUAAUUUUUAAAGUACAAGUUUGUGGAUAAGAUCUGUAUAUCAGAAGGUAAAGGUGGAGCUAUAUGUGGCUAAGGAGGUUUUUGUGGGGUGCCUGCUAAAUCGUAAUGUAAGUAUGCGGCUCCCUGUAGUAAGUGUAAUGAUCUAAGUGGAGAGGAGUGUUGCUGGAGAUGGUGCUGCAUGCUCAUUUCGUUAGAAAUAUUUAAGUGAAGGGAAGAAUAUAUCUUCUUCCACAGUUUUCUAUAGUUUGUCUAUGAAGUUGGUCUGUGGUUUCAGAAACUGCAUGGAUGUUCCCUACCAGAUCACUCCUUCAUUACUGAUAAUUAUCCUAUUUAAUUUUACAAUUCAUAAUGUCUGCAGUUCACACAUCUUUUUAAUUAAAUCUAAAAAACAUAGAAGGCGUUAUAAACAAAUUCAGUCUGCAUUUUCUGAUUUCUGACUGUAGUAUAUUGCAUUAUACACACUAAUUGAUAUAUGGUGUUAGAAUACACACUUAGACUGUAUUCUGUUUAUAUGAGUAAAUUGUAUUGAGAUUUACAUUAUGUAAAGGAGUAAAGGGACCUUGUAACUGAA